Molecule: messenger RNA, 1905 nt
Organism: Ichthyophthirius multifiliis
Lineage: Eukaryota; Ciliophora; Oligohymenophorea; Hymenostomatida
Product: WD40 repeat protein
Exons: 3
Biological process (GO): cilium assembly
Molecular function (GO): protein binding
Source: RefSeq, a predicted model, not a curated record
AUGAACUAAGAGCCUUCAAUUAUCGAAUUAGAACAUACAAUAGGAUUUAGCGGCAAAAUUCCAAAAUCAGUACAUGUUCAUUCAAAUGGCGAAGAUUUUUUAUAUAUAUCAGGAGCUUGUAUUGUAGUAACAAAUUUAAUGAAUCCUCACAAAUAACAUUUUCUUCGAGGACAUGAUAAUUAAAUAUCCUGCUUAGCAUUAUCAAAUAAUGGUCUUUUAGUAGCUUCAGGUUAAAUAGGUGAUAAUUCAGAUGUAAUAAUAUGGGACUUUGAAAAGAAAAAACCGAAAUUUCGUCUUUCUGAACAUGAUUAUGAAGUCGUUGUAGUAUAAUUUUCACAUAAUGAUUAAUUAUUAUUUAGUUGUGGAAAUGCAUAAGAUAAAAAACUAUUUGUAUGGGAUACAUCAAAUGGUUACAUAGUUGCCAGUUGUAUUAUAUUUCCUGAAAAAAUAACUACAAUGAGAUGGGGAGGAUAUGCAAAAGACAUUAAACUUCGAGAUACAGCGAAAUAUUAAUUCGCAACAGCAGGAAAUAAGCAAAUAUGUUUAUGGAAACUGGAUUCAAAAACAGGAUAAAUAGAACAUGAAUUUAUUAAUACAGGAUCAGUAAUAAGAGAAUACAAAUGCCUUGAAUAUUCUAAAAAUAGAGAAGAUUAUUUAUUUGCAGGAACCACUUCAGGAGAUUUUUUAUGUUUUUAAAUAAAAAAUAAACUUCUUAUUUGUGUUAUUACAGUUGCUGCACUUGGAGUUUAAUCUAUCCAAGCCAUAAACAUAAACCAUAUUAUAGUUGGAUGUGGAAAUGGACAAGUAAAUUUAUAUAAAACUAAUGACAAUUAAAUCGAUUCUGUAGCUUCUACUUAACUUUUUGGAAGUGUCAAUUCCAUUUCUUGCAUGGUUUCCGGAUAAGAAACAAUGUGUGCAACUGAUAAAGGAUUUAUUUAUAGAGUUAGAAAUGAUAAUUUACAAAAAGUCCUUCAUUGUGAAAAUCAUACUGACUCUGUUUUAUUUUUAGCUUAUCCGCCUGGAAUUUCUGAUAAGUUUGCUUCUUGUAGUGAAGAUGGUUCAAUUAGAUUAUGGAAUAUUGAAUAAGAUUAUCUUGUUGUUUCUAGAUGUUUUGCUUCUAAUGCAGGGCAUCCUUUAUGCCUUACACAUAAUGAUGAAAUAGUAUUAAGUGGAUGGUAAGAUGGUAAAAUUAGAAUGUUUAAUAGUGAAAACGGAAAUUUAAUAUGGUAAAUAGAUAAUGCACAUAAAGGAGGUGUAUAAAGUAUAUGUUUAGGCAAAAAUUUGAAGUUUUUCUGUUCUGGAGGACUUGAAGGAGAAGUUAGAGUAUGGGAAAUGAGAUCAAGGGAAAUGAUUUCUCAUUUAAAAGAACAUACUCAUAAAGUUUCUAAAGUCAAACUUAUUGGAGAUUAAGAUGCUCAUGUUCUUUCUUCUUCUAAAGAUAGAGCUUGUAAAUUUAUUUAUUAUUCUUUUUUAAUUUUUUUAUUAGUACUUUGUUGGGAUUUAAAAAACGAAAAACGUAUUAAUGCACAUAUACAGAGAAUGGGAGGUAUAAAUUCUUUCGAUACAACUUAAGACCAUUAAAUUGCUAUUACUACUGGUUAAGAUAGAUAAAUAACUUACUGGAAUCUUAAUUAGUCUAAUCCUACUAAAAUUAUUCAUACUUCUAAAGAUAAUAAAGCAGAUGAUGAAUGUAUGUGCUUACACUUAUCUAAUAACGGAAAAUAUUUCGCUACUGGAGGGUCAUAGUAAGUUGUUAAAAUAUGGGAAUUUUCUACUGGAAAACUUGUUGGAGAAGGUAAAGGCCAUUCUGGAACUAUCAAUACAGUUUGUUUCUCUUUUGAUGAUAAAUAAAUUAUUUCUGGAGGAUGUGACGGUAAUAUAUUUGUUUGGAAUAUAUUUGAUUGA